This is a messenger RNA of Cladocopium goreaui, 369 nucleotides long. Lineage: Eukaryota; Dinophyceae; Suessiales; Symbiodiniaceae. The record is from the annotation of a GenBank genome assembly.
AUGGCUCAGAUUCUGGUGUCCCAACAUGACGGUGCCCUCCUGCCAUCGUUGAGGGCGGAGGAAUUGCCAAUUGACAUCGACGUGCAAGGGGCUGCUCCCUGCAAAAAGCCUGGCAGUUUGCAUUUGCUCCGAGACGUGCCAUAUGCUCAAAAGUUGAAGCAGGAGAUUCCAGAUUGCUUGGCUACGGUAUGCAGGAUGAUGCAGUCGCAAGAGUUUAUUGCUUUGCCAGAAGCCGAUCAAGAUCAUGUUGAGAAGUACACGGCUGACUGGAUGCUUGCCUUUGGAAUGGACCAAUGGGCAGCCUGGCACUGUGAAGAGGGCUGCAGUCGACGCAUUGUGGCCACAGGCUGGGAGCCCCAUGCAUGUUAG